Messenger RNA from Eriocheir sinensis (Chinese mitten crab), 5116 nucleotides. Its product is annotated as beta-galactosidase-like. NCBI's taxonomy places the organism in Eukaryota, Metazoa, Arthropoda, Malacostraca, Decapoda, Varunidae. Gene Ontology annotation, cellular component: vacuole. Gene Ontology annotation, molecular function: beta-galactosidase activity. Gene Ontology annotation, biological process: carbohydrate metabolic process. The record is from RefSeq and is a predicted model, not a curated record.
GUGACCUUUUAAUCAUUGUGUGGCCGGCCAACACUCCUGCCAUGGCCCUUUUGGCGGCUCUCCUGACCCUGGUGGCACUGGGAGGGGCCAUAGCAGAGCCAACACAGUCGAAGGUUAGAGAUGACGAGAGGACUUUCACCAUCGACUACGCCAACAACCAGUUCCUAAAGGACGGCGAGCCAUUCCGCUACGUGGCCGGGUCCAUCCACUACUUCCGCGUGCUGCCCUCGGACUGGCGUGACAGGCUGAGGAAGAUGCGCAGGGCCGGCUUCAAUGUCCUGCAAACAUACGUGGAGUGGGCAAGCCAUGAGCCAGAGGAGGGAACGUACAACUUCGACGGCAUACUCGACUUGCCGACCUUCCUCAAAACAGCCCAGGAGGAGGACCUACUCGUCAUCCUGCGUCUUGGGCCCUUUGCAGAUGCUGAGAGGGACAUGGGUGGUUUACCGUACUGGCUGCUCAAUAAGAACCAGGACAUGAGGCUGAGGAGCUCGGACCCAACCGACCUCAAGUACGUGGAUGGAUAUGUUACUGGGUCUCCUUCCUCCUCUUCCUUUCUGUUCCUUCCCUUGCAUUCUUCCCUUCCCUUCUUUCUCCUUCUUAUUCCCUUCUUCUUUCCUUCUUCUCUCCUUCUCCCCUUCCCUCAUCCUCAUCCUGUUUCCUCUUAUUCUUCCUUCGUCCCUUCUCCAUCCUUCUCUCUUUCUGUUUUCUCUUUGUUCCUUCCUCUCCUUCAUCCUCCUUCUGUUUCCCCUAUUCGUCCUCGCUUCCUUUUCCCUUCUUUUUCUCUUUAUCCUCCAAUCCAACCUUUUGUUUUUCCCUUCCGUUUCCUUUCUCUUCCUAUUCUGCUAUUCUUCCCUUCCCUUCAUCCUCCUCCUCCUUCCUUUUUCUCUGUCCCUACCCUUCCUUUCCUUCCUUUCUUUUCCUUUCUCUUCCUACCCUUUUAUUUUUCCCUUCCCUCCAUCCUCUUCCUUCCUUUUCUUCUGUCCCUAUCCUUCCUUCCAUCUUCUUUACACCCUUCUUUCCUUCCCUUUCCCUUCUGCUUCCUUUGUCAUUCUCUCCUACCCUUUCAUUCCUCCCUUCCUCCAUUCUCUUCCUUGCACCAUCUUCCUUCCCUUCCCUUCCUUCCUUUUCCUUUGUCCCUUCCCUUCCUUCCAUCCUCUUCUUUCCAUCUCUUUCCAUCCUUUUCCCUUUUGCUUCCUCUGUCUUUCUCUCCUACCCUGCUCCUCUUCCCUUUCUUCCUCCUCUUCCUUCCCUUCCCUUUCUCCUCCCUUCUGUCAAUACUUCAGGUGGAGAACGAGUAUGGAAGUUACCCAGACUGUGACUUCGCCUACACCAGCCACAUGCGGGACCUGGUGCGGGCGGGCGUGGGGGACAAGGCAGUUCUCUUCACCACGGACGGGGCUGGAGUGAACUACCUCAAGUGUGGCAAGAUCCCGGACGUCUAUGCCACUGUGGACUUUGGCCCGGGGACAGACGUCGAGGCAGCCUUUGAGGCCAUGAGACUGUUUGAACCGCGAGGGCCGCUGGUCAACUCCGAGUACUACCCCGGCUGGCUGGACCACUGGGGCGCCCCGCAUGCCAAUGUUGAGACGGAGGCUAUCAUCAAGACCAUGGACGAGAUUCUUGCCCUCAACGCCUCAGUUAAUAUGUACAUGUUCCACGGUGGUACCUCCUUCGGCUUCACGGCAGGAUCUAACCUCGGGAGCACCUUCCAGGCCUGCCCCACCUCCUACGACUACGAUGCGCCGCUCUCAGAGGCCGGCGACCCCACUGAGAAGUACUGGGCCAUCCGUAACCUGACGAGCAAGUACUUGCCGCUGCGUGCGGCCGCGGGGAGUGUGUUCCAGAUGGCCGACCUCCUCCAGACCGUCACCAACAAGUGGCCGCUGACCUUUGAGCAGCUCCUGGUCCCCAACGGCAUUGUGGUGUACAAGACAGUCCUUCCCUUCAGGAUAGCUGAUCCGGCGCGCCUCACCCUCGGGGACAUCCACGACCGCGGGUACGUGUUCGUGGACGCCUCCUUUGCCGGGAUGGUGAGCCGCGAGCAGGACAUGUACGACCUGGCCAUCUAUGCACGGCCCAACCAGACCAUCAGCAUCGUUGUGGAGAGCCAGGGACGAAUCUGCUUUGGCUCCCACAUCAAUGACUUCAAGGGGCUCACCACCAACGCCACAAUCAGCGACCACACCCUUGAGAACUGGUCCAUGGUGCCGCUCCCCCUCACCAACUCCAAGCGCCUCGCCUCCGCCAUAUCCCGCCUCCAUCGCUGGGCCACCUCGGAGCGCCUGCCGAUGCACCGCCUGAUGGGCACAGAAAAGGGUGGGAUGACCUUCUACAGUGGGUCCUUUGAGGUUCCGGACAACUCCUCUCACCCCAUGGACACUUUCCUAAGGCUGGAUGGUUGGAACAAGGGCAUUGCAUGGGUCAACCACUUCAACCUGGGGCGCUACUGGCCUGAGGUGGGGCCACAGGUGACGCUGUAUGUGCCUGCCGGGGUGCUGAAGCAAGGCACCAACUCCCUCUUGCUGCUGGAACAAGAGGCCGCACCGUGCCUCUCCCCCGACACCUGCUACGUCACCCUGGAGGACACUCAUGUGAUUGACGGCCCCACCCCAGAGUGACUUGGGCCUUCCCCUAGGUCAAGAGGCUGAGGGGCUGCGGUCGGUAUUGUUAAACAUAUCAGCACCUCAGUUCACCCAACGUUGCUGGAUUGUCGUACUCAGCCGAUUAUAUUUCCCGACUUCCUACCCCUCAACUGUCUUCUGGGCUCCAAUAAUGAAACUCAUUUAUAGUUAUCGUUAAAAGAGUUAGAUCCUGAUGUUUCUUGGCCGCAGUUAGGCAUCAGAAACCGGUAAAUACUAUGCUUUGAGUACGAUAAUCUGGCAACGGUGAGUUCGCCUGUUUGAAAAACCUCUCAUAGAAGUUGCUUGGGUUUUCAUGGACUGCUUUGUGAUGCUCGUGAUAGUUCUCCCUGACUUCUGUAUCUUAAACGGAAAAGUCACCCUCCAUGACAACAUGGUUAACCUUCUCUGUGGGCUUCGGAAACAGUCGUAUUGGGAGCCUGAUACGUUUAAGAAUAAGGACCUGUGUCUCGUUGUGUUAUGAAUGCAUUUUUACUCUUUAUACUUGUUGUUUUAUACAAUACACAUAUAUAUACUUGUUACCUAUUGCUCAAGUGAUUUAACCCCAUAGUCUCAAGCAUAUCAAGGCCCACACCCACAUUUGUUAAGGGUAUUUCCAUGAAUAGUUUUACAAGCCUGGCGAUAGUUUGACAAGGCUUCUGCUACGUGAAAUCCAGAAACACUCAUGAAAUCCCAGCUCCUCUCAAGCAUAUCCAAGGCUUUCGUAGAGGUUGCGUUGGGUAUUUCCAUGAGUAGUUUUAUGAGCCUGGUGAUAGUUUGAUGAGGCUUCUGCUACAUGAAAACCCAAGUUCUCUCCUCUGUGACCUUUGAAAAUAGUUGUGGGAGCUGAAAGUGUCUGAGAAUAUGUAAGAUACUAGUCAAUUUAAAUGGUUCUUGUGUGUUUCUAUCCAUGGGUGCAAGAAUAUAGUCAAAAGGAAUCGAGUUACUUAACCAUUUCAGUGAGUUCCUGGUUUAGAGAGGUGCGCAACUAUCUGGGCAUUAGGAAGUGUGGGCAUUGAGUCAGGUAUUAUUCUUGGUUGUGAAUGAGAAUGAUUACCAAGUUGUGUUUUAUGCCUUUACCAAUCAUUUAAGAAGGAAUAUAAUCGAUGAUUUCAGUGAGUUCAGGGUUUAGAGAAGAGCACAAGUAUAAGGGCAUUAGGAAGUGUGGGCAUUGAGUCAGGUAUUAUUCUUGGUUGUGAAUGAGAAUAAUUACCAAGUUGUGUUUUAUGCCUUUUCCAAUUAGUUCAGAUGGAAUAGAAUUAAUGAUUUCAGUGAGUUCCUGGUUUAGAGAGGAGCACAACUAUCUGGGCAUUAGGAAGUGUGGGCAUUGAGUCAGGUAUUCUUCUUGGUUGUGAAGAAGACUAGUUAUCAAGUUGUGUUUUAUGCCUUUACCAGUCACUUAAGAAGGAAUAGAAUUAGCGAUUUCAGUGAGUUCAUGGUUUAGAGAGGAGCACAACUAUCAGGGCAUUAGGUGCUGUGUGCAUUGAGUCAGGUAUUCUUCUUGGUUGUAAAGAAGAAUAGUUACCAAGCUGUAUUACUUUUUAUCCUUACUUAUUUACGUAACACUUCCUGUGGUACCAAAUAGUAUCUUUUUCUGUGACUGAACUAUAACCAGACUUACUCAAGGUUUGCAAUCUGCCCACCUAUUUUUACUUAUUAUUUACUUAACAGUUGCUGUGUAACCAGAUAUCUUUUUCUGAGACCAAACUCUAACCAGACUUACUUAGGGCCACUUUCACAGUUGGCCGUGAUGGGUUAGUAAGCCCCCAAACCAAUACCAAAGACUUAAAAAAUGCCUUGUGUAGUGUUUUGCAUCCAUAUUUUUGCUAAGAAAGUUGAGGAAACCAUAUGGAAAGUCUCUUGUGUAUCUGGUGUUGCAUGUAAAACUUAACCAUUAUGGAGUGUAGAAGAUUGAAAAGUUUGGUUUGGGUGAUUACAAAGCCACUGUGUUGAACUGUGAGUUUGGCGCUUAGAGUAUAUCAAGGUUUGCAGUCUGUUCGAUCACUCCUGCUGUUGCCAGCUAAUAAUGCUAACCUAAAACCUGAUUCAGACAGUCCAGUAUUAUCAUGACAAGCUCAAAGGGUAACUUAAUCUUUUAUAUUUUAUUCCAUAGAGAGUUAAGAAAUUCCUAUACAACAUCAACGAAGAAUUCUGUAUUUUAUUUGUAUCAUUUCUUGCAAACGUAAUUUAGAAGGUGGAUAGCUGGUUCCUUGUUCUUAAUAACUAUAGUACAAGUUCUAAGGGCAUUCUGCAGUAUUUUGACUUCUUAUUAUCUCUUAUGUCUGAUCUAGUCCAUGUGUUGCUAGUAAGCCACCACCAUGACUAUAUACUGUGUCUUUCAUGGUAGACGGCUGUGGCAGGAUCUUUUGACUUAAUUGUACAAGAAAGGGCAAGACAGCAUGAGUCAGGGGUAUUUAGGAGCUGCAAAGGGUGGAGGCAGUACAAAAUAGGCAGAGACUUUGUUACAUUCACUACAAUACAUGGUCUGAAUUUCC